UAUAUAUAUAGUUAUAACUUAUAAAUAUCCUUAGACCUAAUCCUAUCUCUCAUUGAACAAAUACGAGAACAUGGAGAGGCAACAGCAAGGGAAAGGGAAGGAGAAAGCGUGGGUGAUAUGGAAUAUCAGCAUGUGCCCGAUUCCGGAUGGUGUUGAUCCUCGUGUGAUGGGUACGACAAUACAAAAGGCGUUGGAAAGUGCAGGCCACGUCCGCCGCUAUGAUCAGAUCUCCAUCACCGCCUUUGGCAACAACCUGAUACAAAAGCAAGACGUCACGAGGAAGCUCUAUUCUACUGGAAAAAUUUCUCUUAUGCAUGGCACCGAAUAUCAAACGCAACUCUUAAUUUGGUCCCAAAGAAAUCGUCCUCCGGCUACUAUGAUGAUCAUAGACAGUCAUGAGCGACUGGGAGUGGGAUGGUUAGCUUCUACACUUUCGAACCUUAAAGAUGAGGGAUACACAAUUCUUCUUGCAUAUCCUCAAUGUGACGGCAUUGCCAAACCCUUGCCACGUUCCUAUUCUAAACAGUGGUAUUGGCAAGACUUAGUGUCUGAUGAACAAAAGACAAUAACAAGCCUUGAUCUUAAGGAAGAUUGUUAUGAAAGGAAUAUUGUAUUCUGCUCAUUAUGCUAUUUUGAAUCCCAAAUCUUUGAAGAUUUACCCACCCAUCUCAAGACUGAAGGACAUGCAUAUUCUGAGUGGAACCACUCUUGUGAUGAUAGUGUGGACUGGCUGAACCUUGCUAACUUGCACCUUGGUCGAUCAGAGGAGUGGGACUUUAGGGCGGCUGAAGAUUUCUUUACCCGUUUAUUGUUCAAGUACGGGGACCACCCCGACCCUGUUGAUCUGAUUAAUCAGAAUAAGGAGUUGGACAUUCUGGCGGCUCGAAAAUUGCUUACCCAUUUAAGGGAAAAGUACGGCGUCAAUCCCGGCUACCUUGUGACCUGCUGGUUUGAAGACUUAUAUGAAUCUGAAGAAGAAUAAGCUUGGCGAAGAAGCGGCGAGGAGGGUGUUGCAGUUUUCAUAUGGUUUACUAGGGUUAAACCCGCCCUUGAGUGAACAAUUCUAAAAACAACUAAAAACAUUUCAAAUUGCAGAAUAUAUUUGAAUAUAUUUUUUUUUAUAUAAGUGUUGUGUAAUCUUUUGCAUUAAUCUUUAGUGAUGCAAAAAAUUAUGAUAAUUAGAUAUUAUGUUUUACA
This is a messenger RNA of Raphanus sativus (radish), 1197 nucleotides long. RefSeq lists its product as uncharacterized. Gene Ontology annotation, cellular component: peroxisome. The record is from RefSeq and is a predicted model, not a curated record. Lineage: Eukaryota; Viridiplantae; Streptophyta; Magnoliopsida; Brassicales; Brassicaceae. The transcript has 7 exons. The coding region runs from base 71 to 982 and encodes 303 amino acids. Gene Ontology annotation, biological process: regulation of gene expression.